AUACUCCUCCCUUCGUUCUCAUAUUCAUCUGUCUUCUGUCUCGCGUCCUUGAUUUGGAGACACCAGAGAUCUCAGUCUGAUAUCUGCUUGUGGGUUUGGCAGCGACUGAAACCGGAAAAGGAAAGCUCUAGUGCCCAACUUGGUCGAAACAACUUUUUUAAGGGCUUUUACGGAUCCUGUUGGACAAGAAGUAGCAAAGAUGGCGCUUAGAGCCGGAGUCCUGAGGCGAUACCUAUCCACUUCACUAUUCUCUUUUCAAUCUGCUGCUCCUGGGGCUGUGGCUUUUUCUACCGCUAAUGCUCCGGCUACUGCUGAUUUCAACAGUAAGCCUGCACCUUCUGAGACCGUCUUCGUCCAUGGGCUUAACUAUAAGACCACAUCAGAGAAACUUCAUGAAGCUUUCUCUAAGUUUGGUCAAGUUGAACUUGCUAGGGUGGUGACAGACCACAAUUCAGGAUUGUCCAGAGGCUUUGGUUUUGUUACAUAUGCCACUUUGGAAGACUCGACUAAAGGAAUACAAGAAAUGGAUGGACAGUAUCUUGAUGGAUGGGUAAUCUUCGCUGAAUAUGCACAGCCAAGGGUUUUUCCUGAGCAGCCUGUACCUUCUGAAGCUCACCCCUACAAGCUGUGAUACAUUGGACCUAUUGAUCUGGAGUACACAAUGUAAUCCCUGGACUAAAUAUUUUGUUCUAUGGAGAUUUCUGGUUAGAUAAAGCAUGGUUCUCUUGCAACUAAUUUUUGUGCUUCUCCUGUUUUCUGUUCCAUUCUCUGUAGUUUCUAUAAUCAAUUUAAGGGAAAGCUUUGCUUUGGAUUUGGUGUUUUCGAAAGUAAUAAGCCAGCCAAAAUUUCAAAGUAA
Messenger RNA from Tripterygium wilfordii, 856 nucleotides. RefSeq names its product organelle RRM domain-containing protein 2, mitochondrial-like. NCBI's taxonomy places the organism in Eukaryota, Viridiplantae, Streptophyta, Magnoliopsida, Celastrales, Celastraceae. Gene Ontology annotation, molecular function: RNA binding. Gene Ontology annotation, biological process: mitochondrial mRNA modification. The transcript is spliced from 5 exons. Bases 200 to 631 code for a protein of 143 amino acids. Gene Ontology annotation, cellular component: mitochondrion. The record is from RefSeq and is a predicted model, not a curated record.